UCAGCGUCUUCGUCCUCGUCUUACUCAAACAAGUCUCCGUUCCUGAGAAAAAGCUCUUCCCUCAAGUACGCCGGCGGCGACGGCGAAGGGGCAAGCGAGGGUUUCUCUGAAAAGGGGGGUUCGUCUUCAAUCGGGCGGAAAUGCACCAACUUGGCGAAAGAACAGAAGGCCAGAUUCUACAUCAUGCGCCGCUGCAUCGCCAUGCUCGUCUGUUGGCACAAGCACGCCGCCGAUCCCUGA
This is a messenger RNA of Linum tenue, 240 nucleotides long. Lineage: Eukaryota; Viridiplantae; Streptophyta; Magnoliopsida; Malpighiales; Linaceae. The record is from the annotation of a GenBank genome assembly.